Molecule: messenger RNA, 6372 nt
Organism: Ooceraea biroi (clonal raider ant)
Lineage: Eukaryota; Metazoa; Arthropoda; Insecta; Hymenoptera; Formicidae
Product: protein sidekick
Biological process (GO): cell-cell adhesion
Molecular function (GO): protein binding
Source: RefSeq, a predicted model, not a curated record
AUGGUUUCAUGGGAAGGUUGCGCCACAGACUGCGGCACAGGCUGCGGUGUGUCGAGAUCAUCGGAGCGUGGAACGUCCGAAAAUGUUUUUUUGUUUACAGAACCGCUUCAGGAACCGCGCUUUACCACUCAACCGUCAAGCAGUGGCAAUAUACUUAGCGAAAAUCGCACCAAAUUUUUGGAAUGCCGAGCAAGAGGCAAUCCUCAACCAAAGUACAAAUGGUUCAAAGAUGGGGUGGCCCUCAACAAUGAGCUCAUUUCAGAUCCUUAUUUCCGUAUUCAGGCUACCCGGCGAGAGGAUGCCGGAGUAUAUCACUGUGUUGCGUCGAACGAUGUGGGAUCUAUAUUCAGCGAUCACAUCACCUUCGCCGUAGCCUAUAUGGGAGUCUUCGAAGAUCUUACGGAAAAGGUAGUAAAUGUUGAGUCGGGUAACGCCGCGAUUCUACAGUUGCCCCCGAUCGAGAGUCAUCCUGCUCCUAGAGUAGAAUGGGUCUCCUCCGACGGGAUACCUUUGUAUGGUAUAAAAUAUGCCACGACCCAACGCACGUUGCUUAUACUGAACGCUUCGGAGGGCGACAAUGGUAUCUAUAGAGCGAGGGCUUUCAAUACUCAAUUAGGCAAAGAAGAGAACAGUCCAUUUUUCAAGCUGCAAGUCACCGGUGAUCCGAAUGCGGAAAUAGUUCCUACUAUAAUUGUCAAGCCGCAAGAUACGCAGAUAAUCAAAGAUCAAGACGUCACGUACAUAAACUGCAUUGCGAAUGCCAGAUCGCUUCACGAGCUAAGAACCUUGUGGAUGAAAGAUGGUAUUCCGAUUGAGAAUUCACGAAUAUCGUACAGCUUCAACGAUUCGUGGAACAGGACGCUCGCAUUGGUCUCCGCCAACAUAACUUAUACGGGAGUUUAUUCCUGCCAUGUGGACUUGAGAAGCGGCGAUUAUCCGACUGUAAAUGCGAGUGCCAAAAUCGUUGUCUACGAAAAACCAACAUUUAUAACGGAGUUAAAAAGGGAGACUUUGAGCGACUAUGGAUCCACCGUAACGUUACCGUGUGAUACUGUUGGCGUGCCGCCUCCCACAGUUGCUUGGUUCCGUAAUGCCGAGCCUAUCAACCAUUUACUAGGGACCAGAUAUGUGAUGGAGGAAGAUGGCUCACUGACAAUCAAGAAAUUAACUAUGGAUGACUCCGGGAUGUUCCAGUGCCUCGCUUCCAAUGAAGCUGGCGAGUCAUCCAGUUAUACGUGGGUAAAGGCAAAAAAAAAAGGAUUAGGAAGCGGAUUGAGAGACAGAGUUGCCCGCUGGGCGGCUGGCUACAAUAUAGUCAGACUUGGCCAAUUUGACCGCCGGUUUAUCUUGUCUAAAUAUCCAGCCACGUCUGGGCCGGUAAUGGAAAAGGGUCCGCAAAAUUUAACGGUAUUAGACGGCAAAGAUGCAACUCUGAGCUGCAACGCGAUAGCGGCACCUAAACCAAAUACCACCUGGUAUUAUAACGAUACGAUACCUGUGGAGAUAGCUGGACGAGUGCAAGUCCUGGACAAUGGUGAUCUUCUAAUUGCAGCAGUAAAAACGAAUGACGAAGGAAAAUAUACUUGUAUCCGUGCGAAUGAAGCCGGUUCCGUCAAUGGAUCAGCAUACUUGACUGUUCUAAUUCGAACGCGAAUCAUUCAUCCGCCUCUCGAUACUUCUGUGCUCCUUGGACGCACCGCCGAAUUACAGUGUAAAGUUUCAAACGAUCCGAGCGUUAUGUAUGAUAUGGCAUGGUUUCACAACUCACAAGUAAUAAACACACAAGCAAGCCAGAGAUUAAAGAUGCGGUCGGAUGGGACUCUGCAGAUCAUCGCUGUUCGAGCUUCCGAUGUGGGCGAGUACACGUGUUCCGUGGUAUCACCGGGUGGUAACGAGACGCGAUCUGCACGUUUGAGCGUGAUUGAGUUGCCGUUUGCGCCAAUUAACGUCGUGGCUGUGCGGGUAGAACGAAUCUCUGCGCGCACGAUCAACGUCACGUGGGUGCCCGGCUUCGACGGCAAUAGUCCCACGAAGAAAUUCAUAGUCGAGAGACGAGAAGUUUCUGAUUUAGGACCUGUACCGGAUUCAUCGUUGAUCUGGAUCACCGAACGCGACAAUAUAUCCGCGAGUAGCCGAUGGGUAUUAUUAAAUAAUUUGAAAGCUGCGGCAGCUUAUCAGUUUCGCGUUAAGGCUGAGAAUAGCGUCGGCACCGGUCCUUCGUCGGCACCCAGCAACAUCGUUGUUCUACCUCAAGAACCACCUAGUGGCCCACCGAUUGGCUUCGUCGGCUCGGCACGAUCAUCGUCGGAGAUAAUAACGCAGUGGCAACCUCCGCUGGAGGAAUACAGAAACGGUCAAAUUUUGGGAUACGUACUGAUGUACAAACUGGACGGAUACAACGACAGUCCAUGGACGAUCCAGAACAUCACCAACGAAGCACAAAGAAAUUAUCUUAUUACUGAUCUGAUUACAUGGAAAGAUUACAUGGUGCAGAUAGCGGCCUACAACGACAAGGGCGUAGGCGUAUUUACUGACGGUCUCACAAUAAAAACUAAGGAAGGAGUCCCGGAAGCACCACCCACGAAUAUAAAAGCGAAAGCCAUUAAUUCAACGGCGGUGAAAGUAUGGUGGAAACCACCGAAUCCGCAAAAAAUUAAUGGGAUUAAUCAGGGAUACAAAUUGCAAGCUUGGAUCGGUAGCAAUGUUACGGAAACGAAUGAAUACAAGUCAAUAACCGUGCCGCCAAGUUUACUCGACCCACUCGCCGAACAAAGCGCAGUUAUGGCAGGUUUGAGAAAGUACACCCUGUAUAAUAUCACGGUGCUUUGCUUCACCGAUCCUGGUGACGGCGAAAGGAGCUCACCUGUUAAAGUUCGCACGCUCGAAGAUGCACCUGAAGAGGUGGAAAAUUUACAAUUUGAGGAUAUUAGUGAUCGUGCAUUGACGAUUAAGUGGGCACCUCCCAAAGAAAUCAACGGAAUAUUGACGCAUUAUCAAUUGAAAUACAUGAUUAAAGACAUUCUCGAUUCUCAGCGUGUGGAAAAUUUUACAGCUAAUAUAUUAUCGACUAAAGUGGAGCAUCUACAGGCGUUGACUCAUUAUAAAUUUGAAGUCACCGCUUGGACGUCGGUUGGUGCCGGCAAGCCGAGAAUAGCGAUCAUACAGUCGGGAGUGGAGCCGGUGCUACCGGAACCACCCACGAAGCUGGCAUUGUCCAACAUAGACGCGUUCUCCGUAGUGUUGCAAUUCACGCCGGGAUUCGACGGCAACUCGUCCAUCACGAAGUGGACUGUACAGGCACUGACGGCACGGAACUCGACGUGGUACAACAUCUACGAGGUGUCGGAUCCCGAUGCCAGCACGAUCACCGUUGGUGGCCUGAUUCCCUUCGUGCAGUAUAAGCUUCGUUUGAUUGCAAACAAUGUCGUCGGUGCCUCGCAACCAUCUGAGCCAACUAAGGAAUUUCAGACGAUUCAGGCACCACCCUCUCAUCCGCCGAAGAACGUCACGGUUCGCGCGAUGAGCGCUACUGAAUUGCGUGUCAGAUGGAUCCCGUUGCAGCAAAUAGAAUGGUACGGGAAUCCGCGUGGAUACAAUGUUACCUACACGGAAGUGCAAUCGAACAUCUCGCAAAGCAUCAUCAUCGAGGAUCCCACUGCAAACUCGUAUGUUCUGGAGAACAUGGAAGAAUACGCCGAUUACGAGAUAGUCAUGCGAGCGUUCAACGACGUGGGAUUCUCGGCGGCGAGUCCAAAGGCCAUCGAGCGAACUCGUGAGUCGGUGCCCUCUCUGGGGCCAAUCAACGUAGAAGCGAAUGCGACGUCCUCAACAACCAUUCUGGUACGAUGGGGCGACGUGCCCGUGGAACACCAGAACGGUCAGAUCGAGGGCUUUAAAGUCUACUACGGUGCAAAUUCUAGAUCGCCCUUCCAGUACAAAAACAUUCCCAGUAACAGCACCUUUACGACCACUUUGACGGAGCUUCGCAAAUUCGUUCAGUACCACGUGCAAGUCUUGGCGUAUACGAGACUAGGCGAUGGCGUACUGAGCACUCCACCCGUGAGAGUUCAGACCUUUGAAGACACUCCCGGUCCACCGUCUAAUGUAUCCUUCCCCGAUGUGAGUUUGACGACAGCACGCAUUAUUUGGGACACACCAGAGGAUCCUAACGGAGAAAUUUUUGCAUACAAAGUUAUGUUCCAUUUGAACAACAGUCUAGAACGUCAAUUUUCUAAAGAAUUUCCGGCAUCGGAUAGAACAUUCAGAGCCACCGAACUCGAGCCAGAAAAAUAUUACAUGUUCUCUGUGACAGCACAGACGAGAUUAGGUUGGGGUAAGACAGCUUACGCGCUUGUAUUCACCACGAACAACAGAGAACGUCCACAAGCACCGUCGGUGCCUCAAGUGAGCAAAUCGCAGGUGCAGAGUCGUCAAAUAACGUUUAGCUGGACACCAGGCAAAGAUGGUUUUGCACCGCUGAGAUAUUAUACAGUGCAACAAUCCGAGAAUUCCGGACCGUUCCAAAUUAUUCCUGAAAGAGUGGAACCCACAUUGACAUCUUACACUGCUAACAAUUUGAAGCCUUAUACAUUCUAUCAGUUUCGCAUCCAGGCUACCAAUGAUAUUGGCCCUUCAGAUUGGAGUACUGAAUCCGCUCAAGUGCAGACUCUGCCUGCAGCACCAUCAAAAGGUGUCACUGGUCUGAAAGUUGUACCGAUAACGACAUCCAGUGUCGAGGUUCAUUGGAACAUGAUUGAUGAGAUAUAUUGGAGUGGCGAUCACGAAACGGGUGGUUAUCGUGUCGUUUACCAGCCGAUAUCAGAUUUCCCGACGCCACUGCAAGCAACGCCAAAAAAAGACGUUAUAGGAAUUAAGGAGACCGAGAUGGUUUUGAGCAAUUUAACGGAGGAUCGAUAUUACGAGAUUAUAGUGCUGCCAUUUAAUUCGGAAGGUGAAGGCCCACCAAGCCGACCGGUCACCGUAUAUGUGGGAGAAGCGGUACCUACGGGAGAGCCUCAACAUCUGAAAGCGGAGCCCAUUUCUUCUACUGAGGUUCACUUACGUUGGAAACCUCUCCAGGCUAAUAUGCAAAAUGGCGAUUUAUUAGGAUAUAAAGUUUUUUACUUGGUGACCAAUUCUCCUCAAGAUAUAGAGAAGAAACAGGAAGAAGAGAUCGAAGUUGUCCCGGCAACUUGUUUGGCACACAGCUUAGUCUUCCUCGACAAGUAUACGGAGUACCGCAUACAAGUUUUAGCGUUUAAUCCAGCUGGAGAUGGUCCACGAUCUCCGCCGAUUACUGUGAGAACAAAGCAGGACAUACCAGGACCACCGCACAAUUUGCAAUUUAGUGAAAUUACUAUGACCAGUUUGCGCGUCUCUUGGGAGCCGCCAAAAUUACGCAACGGCGAGAUAGUCGGCUAUAUCGUCACGUACGAAACGGCGGAGCAAAACGACCGUUUCAGCAAGCAAGUCAAACAAAAGGUGACAGAGACGAGUCUCCUCAUUCAGCCAUUGGAGGAAGAGGUGACAUACACUUUUAUGGUUCGCGCACAGACAAUUGACUUCGGGCCACCAGUAUCCGGAAAUGUUACAACUGGUCCGCAAGAGGGUUCACCGAUGGCGCCUAGCAACCUCGAUGUGACCAAGACUGUUUCCAGCGUGGAGCUGGAAUGGACUAACGGAGCUUCCGGCAAGGGUCCUAUACUCGGCUAUUACAUCGAGACUCGUCGCAAAGCAAUGGAAGAAUGGCAGCAUUACGAUUCCCGCUGGCAGACAAUAGUCCGCAGCAGCAAUGGACCAUUGAUGGAAUAUACUGUGUCUUAUCAAAACUUACUGCCAUCCACAUCGUAUUUAUUCAGAGUGAUAUCAUACAAUCGUUACGGUAUUAGUUAUCCAGCAUAUUCUGCCGAGUCGAUUUUAACGCCAUCAAAACUCUAUCUGGAAUAUGCAUACCUGCAGCACAGACCGUUUUAUAGACAAACCUGGUUCAUGGUUACUUUAGCUGCUACGUCAAUUAUAAUCAUCAUUAUGAUCAUAGCAAUAUUAUGUGUAAAAAGUAAAAGUUACAAGUACAAACAAGAAGCACAGAAAACUCUUGAAGAAUCAAUGGCGAUGGACGCAGACGAUAGACAAGAAUCGGACUUGGAAUUAUAUAGAUCGCGUCAAGGUGGAGGUAGUUCCAAUACAGCGACCGGCACUCUAGGCAAGAGGAACACGCUGGCCCGCAAGGCCAUGCAUCCUCCACCACCCACGAUGCUGGGCAAGUCACCUCCAAGACCGUCUCCAGCGUCGGUUGCUUACAACAGCGACGAGGAGAGUCUCAAGGGAUAUGAUGAGAAUCCUGACGACAGCAGCGUUACGGAGAAACCUUCC